Molecule: messenger RNA, 2298 nt
Organism: Mollisia scopiformis
Lineage: Eukaryota; Fungi; Ascomycota; Leotiomycetes; Helotiales; Mollisiaceae
Product: vacuolar protein sorting-associated protein-like protein 33A
Exons: 4
Coding region: 218-2212 (664 amino acids)
Biological process (GO): vesicle-mediated transport; intracellular protein transport
Cellular component (GO): CORVET complex; fungal-type vacuole
Source: RefSeq, a predicted model, not a curated record
CACUUACAACACAAUCUGUGUCGUAUGCAAGAGUCGUUGAUGAAAUGCCGACAAUUUCGAGUCAUUGGUGGGAAGGUAAAGGGCUUCGACGAGGCUGAUGAAAACCAGUCGGCAAUCUCGCUAGCGGGGUCGGGCCCGCAUCUUCCAAGCUUGAGCCAUCAAUGCCCUUCACUUCAAACAUCAGACAAACUUCGCCCGCCCGCAUGUAGAGCUCACCAUGGCUCCUCAUGUUGGGUUCGAUACCGAUCAUAUCAAAGAUAAGGCCCGCAAGGAUCUCCUGUAUCUACUCGAGGGUGUUCGAGGAAAGAAGAACUUGGUCCUUGAGAAGGGUUUGGCCGGUCCGAUCGGUCUAUUUGUGAAGUUCUCGACACUUCAGGAUUAUGGAGUCGAUAAAGUAUUCUUCUUGGAGAACGGCAAUGCGGAUGUCAGUCAGCGGAAUGUUGUGUUCAUCGCAAGAGGAGAAAGUGCAAAACACGCCCAGUCGAUAGCCGACCAUAUAAAGCGUAUGCAGCGAGAAAGUCAGACAGGUCACGAAUUUUCCAUAUUUUGGGUUCCACGACGGACGCUCGUUUCCGAAAAGAUUCUCGAAGAUGCCGGUGUUCUUGGCGAUACAAGCAUAGCAGAGUUUCCCCUGUACUUUCUUCCAGUUGAGAAAGACGUCCUGUCAUUGGAACUGGAGGGCUCCUUCAGCGAUUUAUAUUUGCGAAAAGAUCCGACACCAACUUUCCUGCUGGCACGUGCUUUGAUGCUUAUACAACAAAAGCAUGGCCUUUUCCCACGCAUAACUGGGAAAGGUGACAAUGCCAAGAGACUGGCAGAUCUACUUUCACGCAUGCGACAGGAACUAAUCGCUGGUGAAGACACAAAUGAAAGCAGUAGGCUCGGUCUAACACCAAGUACCACAAUCGAAAGCCUCAUUGUCAUUGACCGCGAGGUCGACUUUGCUACCCCUCUUCUUACCCAAUUAACUUACGAAGGCUUGAUCGAUGAGACCGUGGGGAUUCAGAACAACCAAGCAGAGGUAGAUUCCUCCAUUGUAGGGGCUGCUCCUCAAGCCGCGCCAGGCUCUUCGAAAAGCAUCGCUGCACCAGCACAAUCAAAGAAACGCAAGAUUUUACUCGAUUCAUCCGAUAAGCUCUAUGACCAGUUGAGAGACACCAAUUUCGCUAUUGUGGGAAAUCUACUGAAUAAGGUCGCUCGUCGCCUUAAAACUGAUUACGAGAGCAGACACGGGACCAAAACCACCGCAGAAUUGCGGGACUUUGUCAACAAACUCCCAGGGUAUCAGGCUGAGCAGCAGAGCUUGAAAAUACACACCGGGCUUGCAGAAGAGAUAAUGAAGCAUACUCGAUCAGAUCAAUUUGGUAGACUACUGGAGGUUCAGCAGAAUCUCGCAGCUGGGGCAGACCCAUCGUCUCAGCAUGAUUCGAUCGAGGAGCUAAUUUCUCGAGACGCACCUUUGAAAGAAGUUCUGCGCUUGUUGUGCCUGGAAUCCUGCAUUGCUGGUGGCAUAAAGCCUCGAGAAUUGGAAAUAUUCAAGAAGAUGGUCCUACACGCUUAUGGUUACCAACACAUGCUGACUCUAGACGCUCUAGAGAAAUUGCAAUUGCUGCUAUCUCGGAGCUCCCCAAUGGCUUCAAUGAUCCCCAUGUCUGGAGCUGGAGCUGCUGCCGGCACGAAGACCAAUUACACAUAUGUGCGCAAAGCUCUCCGCCUCAUUGUCGACGAAGUCAAUGAGCACGACCCCAACGACAUUGCAUAUGUGUAUAGUGGCUACGCACCACUGUCAGUUCGUCUAGUACAAUGUGUUCUGCAGAAGCAGUAUCUUACUUCCAUCACGCGCGGCGGAAAUGCGAACAAUCCAACUGGGCCAACAAGCGGUGGAGCCUCACAAGGAUGGAAGGGUUUUGACGAGGCACUGAAGCAUGUUAGAGGGCAGACAUUUGACGAGGUGCAAAAAGGGGAAGACAAGGCUGCAAAAGCUCGCGCUCUGCUUACAGGUAGCGGUGAGAAGAAACUCGUCUUUGUCGUGUUUUUAGGAGGCAUUACCUUUGCAGAAAUUGCGGCGUUGAGAUUCAUCGCGAAGAAAGAAGAAGCACGAAAGCAAAUAAUCAUAUGCACGACUUCGAUCAUUAGUGGAAAUAAGAUGAUGGACGCAGCAAUUGAGAAGGCGACCCUGGGAAAGAACACCACCAUUGUGCAAGACUCGUAGACAGACGCAAUGCCAACCUUGAGCAGCGCUAACCUAAGUCUAACAAUAAUGUAAUGAUUAAAUGACAAGCUCUCCAUGAUUUCCGG